This is a messenger RNA of Enhydra lutris kenyoni (northern sea otter), 4836 nucleotides long. RefSeq names its product transportin 2. Gene Ontology annotation, cellular component: nucleus; cytoplasm. The record is from RefSeq and is a predicted model, not a curated record. Bases 2057 to 4750 code for a protein of 897 amino acids. Lineage: Eukaryota; Metazoa; Chordata; Mammalia; Carnivora; Mustelidae. Gene Ontology annotation, biological process: protein import into nucleus. The transcript is spliced from 25 exons. Gene Ontology annotation, molecular function: nuclear import signal receptor activity; small GTPase binding.
CUACUUUAAAAACAAAAGUAAAGUAAAAGAAAUGGGGGAAAAGCCUGGAUUCGGAACUUAAAUCCACUAGCUGGGAGUAGGAAGAAAGACUUUUGUGAUUAUACGAGGGCUAGUAUCGUGGACCACAAAGGCAGCAGGGGUCUCUUUAUUCUGCCUAACUCUUCGCUCCCGAGGCUUGCGCAGGACCACUGGAAACUUGACACAUAAACAGGAGACGGUGAGCAUUAAAUUCUCUCGCUCAUCUCUAGCCCUCUUCCCAUCUGACCCUUAUCUGGGGCAACUCCCAACCUUGAGCAGAAAACUCCAUUAGCACCCCCCUCCCGAAACUUCCAGUCCCAGUCCCUCAAUAUCACUCUUCCUUCAGCUCAACGCCCACCUUCAGCAGGGAGGUGGGCCGGGGUGGGGGGUGGAGGGGGGCGUUUCUCCGAACCACAAGGUUUUGAGCCAUAGCCAGAAUCCGUAGGCACGGUGACGCGGGCGCACGGUGAGACGGGAUUUGUAGUUCCAGCUCCUCAGGGUGUGCGCGGGAAGGCCAUUGCGCAUGCGUGAGAGGCCGCUUUCUGCACGUGUCUCUCGACCGGGUUUCGGUUUUAAUAAGUAAAACCCGAUUACUCCUUUAGUAAGUCUCCGACUGGCGUUAGGCGCCAGCCGACCCUUCCCAAGUCUGGAAGGCCCCAGUACUAGCUGGAAGGAGAGGACUUAGGUAUCUUUUUCCCAUAAAUGAACAAAGGGGCACGGACUUUGGCUAAGGGGAAGUUGGCUGAGAAACCAGUCCCCUUCCUUCAGGCUGGACCAAAAACUGACCUGCUACUCCUGGAGCCAAAAAGUUUCUCAAGGCAGGGCUGUCCUUGGAGAUUAGAGGCCUAGUUGAUUAAAAUCAGUAAAUAUUGGCUUAGGGCGUGGCUGAAUACAAUGAAAGGAUGGCCUUGAGACUCCCAGGGUAAAAGCCAAGUUUUCAAAGAACAGUUUGCAGCGGGCUUGGUAAUGCUUAACUUGGUGAUCUCUAACCCAGCAAACUAGGCUUAAGCCCAUUUGACUAGCCGGGAAACUAAGACUCCCGAGUGGCCCUAGGUUACCUCUUCUUCUUCUUCUUCUUCUUCUUUUUUUUGGUUGCCUAUCUGUUUAUCAGCCUGGCCAGGAGAUGGGGAAACCGAGGGCCCAGGAUCUCUAGCUUCUCCCUCGUCUGCUGCUCCACUCUUAAAAGAGGUGCCCUACUUUGUUCUUAGAUGGCGCAAGGAUUACGAUGUCUUUCACCAUGACCCUGCCCUUCCCUAAAUUUCCUGGUCUGUUUCAGCUCAUUCAGCUUCAGGUAGGGAAAGAGGUUAGGCCUUUCACUUCAGCGUUGAUUCAUUUCGUUUAUAAUUUUAUAACCUUGUGGGUUUUUCUCAUAUCCUUGUAAAAAGUAUCAAACAGUACUGGAAAAUAAAUACACAAAAUGUGGCUGAGGCUUCUGCAGGAACUAGGAACUCCCUUUGUGUGGCUUAGUCCUUCCUUUGUGUCUGGGGGUCUAAUAUUCACGCUAGGCUCAGGAAUUCCCUCCGAUCUUUCCUUGAGAACACCUACUGUGCUAUUCUCAGGAAUCUUCUGGAUGCGCGGGGAAAGGCCCAGUUCUAUUCGUAGAGGAGGGGGUGAAAGGCACAAAUGGCUGUGGCCGAGAGGUUCACGGGCCCACCAAAUACCGAAAGUCCCACGCGCCACCAAACUCAGCUCCUAGCAAGGAAGCGGCUGUCUGGCAGGCGUGAGAGACGCUGAGAAAACGAGACGCUGGGAAGACCGAACGGCCAGAGAGGCCAGGCGAGCCACCAACACUUCGGUCACGUGACCCGGCUUCGGCGGGGCCUGGGUCUCCCCCGUGCCGGGCCACGUGUUACGGCUGUGCCUUUCGAUUGGCUCGGCUGAGUCAAUUUGAACGGCGUACGGAAGCCGCCGUGGUUCAUCCACGGCCGCGUUUUUUUUUUCAUUCCCUCUCUUUGGCUCCCUCCUUUCGCGGGAGUCUCAGGAGAAGCCGCCGCGCACGGCGCCGCUGCUGCCACCCGGGGCCGGCUCACCUUGCGCCAUGGACUGGCAGCCAGAUGAGCAGGGUCUGCAGCAGGUCCUGCAGCUGCUCAAGGACUCGCAGUCGCCCAACACCGCCACGCAGCGCAUCGUGCAGGACAAACUCAAACAACUGAACCAGUUUCCCGACUUCAACAACUACCUGAUCUUUGUCCUGACCAGACUUAAGUCAGAAGAUGAGCCAACUCGUUCCCUCAGCGGUCUCAUCCUUAAGAACAAUGUGAAGGCACAUUACCAGAGCUUUCCGCCCCCCGUGGCCGACUUCAUCAAGCAGGAGUGCCUGAACAACAUUGGCGAUGCCUCCUCGCUCAUCCGAGCGACCAUAGGCAUUCUCAUCACCACCAUCGCUUCCAAGGGCGAGCUGCAGAUGUGGCCUGAGCUGCUGCCCCAGCUGUGCAACCUCCUCAACUCGGAGGAUUAUAACACCUGCGAGGGAGCCUUCGGAGCCCUGCAGAAGAUCUGCGAAGACUCAUCUGAGCUCCUGGACAGUGAUGCCCUCAAUAGGCCGCUCAACAUCAUGAUCCCCAAGUUCUUACAGUUCUUCAAGCACUGCAGCCCAAAGAUCCGGUCCCAUGCCAUCGCCUGCGUGAACCAGUUCAUCAUGGACCGGGCCCAGGCGCUGAUGGACAACAUCGACACGUUCAUCGAGCACCUGUUCGCCCUGGCCGUGGACGAUGACCCUGAGGUGCGGAAGAACGUGUGCCGUGCCCUGGUGAUGCUGCUAGAAGUGAGGAUCGACAGGCUCAUCCCCCACAUGCACAGCAUUAUCCAGUACAUGCUGCAGAGGACCCAGGACCAUGAUGAGAACGUGGCCCUGGAGGCCUGUGAGUUCUGGCUGACGCUGGCCGAGCAGCCCAUCUGCAAGGAAGUCCUGGCCUCCCACCUGGUCCAGUUGAUCCCCAUCCUGGUGAAUGGGAUGAAAUACUCAGAAAUCGACAUCAUUCUGCUCAAGGGGGACGUGGAGGAGGACGAGGCAGUCCCUGACAGCGAGCAGGACAUCAAGCCACGUUUCCAUAAGUCCCGCACAGUGACACUGCCCCAUGAGGCUGAGCGGCCCGAUGGCUCGGAGGACGCAGAGGACGAUGAUGAUGACGAUGCUUUGUCUGACUGGAAUCUGAGGAAGUGCUCGGCAGCUGCGCUGGACGUCCUGGCCAAUGUCUUCCGGGAGGAGCUGCUGCCCCACCUACUCCCCCUGCUCAAGGGACUCCUCUUCCACCCUGAGUGGGUGGUCAAAGAGUCAGGCAUCCUGGUGCUGGGCGCCAUCGCUGAGGGCUGCAUGCAGGGCAUGGUGCCCUACCUGCCUGAGCUGAUCCCGCACCUCAUCCAGUGCCUGUCGGACAAGAAGGCCCUGGUCCGCUCCAUUGCCUGCUGGACGCUGAGCCGCUACGCCCACUGGGUGGUCAGCCAGCCCCCCGACAUGCACCUCAAGCCCCUGAUGACAGAGCUGCUCAAGCGUAUCCUGGAUGGCAACAAGAGGGUGCAGGAGGCGGCCUGCAGUGCCUUUGCCACCCUGGAGGAGGAGGCCUGCACGGAGCUGGUGCCCUACCUCAGCUAUAUCCUGGACACCCUUGUCUUCGCCUUCGGCAAGUACCAGCACAAGAACCUGCUCAUCCUCUACGAUGCUAUCGGCACCCUGGCUGACUCCGUGGGCCACCACCUCAACCAGCCGGAAUACAUCCAGAAGCUGAUGCCUCCGCUGAUCCAGAAGUGGAACGAGCUCAAGGAUGAAGACAAGGACCUCUUCCCUCUGUUGGAGUGCCUGUCGUCGGUGGCCACUGCCCUGCAGAGCGGCUUCCUGCCCUACUGCGAGCCCGUCUACCAGCGCUGCGUCACCCUGGUGCAGAAGACUCUGGCCCAGGCCAUGAUGUACACCCAGCACCCUGAGCAGUACGAGGCCCCCGACAAGGACUUCAUGAUUGUGGCGCUGGACCUGCUCAGCGGCCUGGCCGAGGGCCUGGGAGGCCACGUGGAACAGCUGGUGGCCCGCAGCAACAUCAUGACGCUGCUGUUCCAGUGCAUGCAGGACUCCAUGCCUGAGGUCCGGCAGAGCUCCUUCGCCCUCCUGGGAGAUCUCACCAAAGCCUGCUUCAUCCACGUCAAGCCCUGUAUCGCCGAGUUCAUGCCCAUUCUGGGCACCAACCUGAACCCUGAGUUCAUCUCUGUCUGCAACAAUGCCACCUGGGCCAUCGGUGAGAUCUGCAUGCAGAUGGGGGCGGAGAUGCAGCCCUACGUGCAGAUGGUCCUCAACAACCUGGUGGAGAUCAUCAACCGGCCCAACACGCCCAAGACGCUGCUAGAAAACACAGGUCGCCUGACGAGUCCCUCUGCCAUUCCAGCCAUCACCAUCGGCCGCCUGGGCUACGUGUGCCCACAGGAGGUGGCCCCCAUGCUGCAGCAGUUCAUCCGGCCCUGGUGCACGUCCCUCAGGAAUAUCAGGGACAACGAGGAGAAGGACUCAGCCUUCCGAGGCAUCUGCAUGAUGAUAGGCGUCAACCCCGGGGGCGUCGUGCAGGACUUUAUUUUCUUCUGCGACGCUGUAGCCUCCUGGGUAAGCCCGAAGGACGACCUUCGGGACAUGUUUUAUAAGAUUCUCCACGGCUUCAAAGACCAAGUUGGGGAGGAGAACUGGCAGCAGUUCUCAGAGCAGUUCCCGCCUCUGCUCAAGGAGAGGCUGGCUGCCUUCUAUGGGGUCUAGACGAGCAUCACGACCGCCAGGUUUCUGUCUGCGUCGUUGGAGGGGUUGCUGGGGAGCGCGCUGCGUCCAGAAGUCGCCGUGCCCUG